UUGUAAAUUAAUUAUAUUAAUUUAAUAAAUUAACAAAAACAGAAAAUAGAGGGUUCCACUUCCAUGUUCCAACAAUCUCUGCAAAACACUCUUCAUAUAUUUCUAGGGUUUUGGAUUUCUGCAACAUGACUGGGAUCCGAUCGCCGCCGGAGGACUCCGACGUAUCACAGGCGCGACCGCCUACAGCCGCCGAUCUAAUCUCCGACGACGACCGCUCUGUGGCUGCCGACUCAUGGUCCAUUAAGAGCGACUACGGAAGUACUCUCGACGACGAUCAGCGCCACGCCGAUGCAGCCGAAGCUCUCUCCGCUGGAACCUUCCGAGCCGCCUCCGAUUACAGUUCUGACAAGGAGGAACCAGAUGCCGAAGCAGUUACAUCAAUGUUGGGUUUCCAGAGUUAUUGGGAUGCCACAUAUGCAGAUGAAUUGGCAAAUUUUCAUGAACAUGGCCAUGCUGGUGAAGUUUGGUUUGGGGCUGAUGUUAUGGAGACUGUGGCUUCUUGGACCAAAAGAUUGUGCACUGACAUUUCUCAAGGCCACUUGCUAAAUCAUGCUGAUGAUGAAAAAUCAGAGCCUGUUGAACAGAGUGAUAAAGAUUUGACCAGUUGGAGUGUACUUGACAUUGGAACUGGCAAUGGUCUGCUACUUCAAGAACUUGCUAAGCAGGGGUUUUCUGAUCUCACUGGAACUGAUUAUAGUGAAGGAGCAAUUGACCUUGCUCGAAGCCUUGCUGAUCGUGACAGAGUCACCAACAUUAAAUUUUUGGUUGAUGAUGUCCUGGAGACAAAACUAGAAAGGAAGUACCAACUUGUCAUGGAUAAGGGGACUCUAGAUGCCAUUGGACUGCAUCCUGAUGGCCCUAUCAAAAGGAUCAUGUAUUGGGAUUCAGUCUCAAGGCUGGUGGUGCCUGGUGGAAUAUUGGUGCUUACAUCAUGUAAUAGUACAAAAGAUGAAUUGGUGCAAGAAGCUGAAAAUUUCAAUCAAAGAAGAGUUGGUGCUUCCCAAGAAACUGGAACCCUGGGGGACCAAGAGGCAGGUAGACAUCCACCUCCAUUCCGCUACCUUGAUCAUGUUCGUUCAUAUCCAACAUUCAUGUUUGGAGGAUCUGCAGGAUCACGUGUCACCACUGUAGCAUUUCUGAGGAACUGAAGGCAGUAAAUUGUGGUUAGGUCAUUUCAGGCAACUGGUUUUUUUUUUUUUUAGUGUUUUUACAUGCGUGUGCAUGCAUGUGUGGUCAAGGAACUGGGAAUUACUGAUCUUCAAUGGUUACGGAUUUAUGUAGAAGGGGUUCAAAUGCCAUUUGCAGGAGAUGCUUACCAGGGUAUAGUUUGCUUGGAACUGAUCUGACUCUGUAAAUCAGACCUAUGUUUGGGAAUUGUGAAGUAAUGCUGUUGAAUGUAGUGCUAAACCUUGAUCUCUAUUGCUCCUUGAGUUUCAUUCAUUUCUGUUUCAGAGGAUUGUUUAUCGCGUUUGAAUGCGUUCUUCCAAGAUCUUCAUUAAUCUGGGUUUUCGACUAA
Molecule: messenger RNA, 1516 nt
Organism: Camellia sinensis
Lineage: Eukaryota; Viridiplantae; Streptophyta; Magnoliopsida; Ericales; Theaceae
Cellular component (GO): cytoplasm
Molecular function (GO): protein-lysine N-methyltransferase activity
Source: RefSeq, a predicted model, not a curated record